AUGCUUUCUGCCGUCUCCACCCAUUGCAGACAAUCUGACCAGCACAACAAGGAGCUAAUCCAAGAGAGAGACGCUCUCAAGCAGGAGUUAUCUGAGAACAACAAAGCCAUUGAGGACCUGCAGCAGUGCCACUCCGAGCUGGAGGAGCGGCUCCAGCUCUUGUUGGAGGAGAAGGACACCAUGCAGGCGAGACUGGAGGACCUGGAGAAGAAGCUGGAGAUGUCUGAGCUGCUGUCGAAGCAGGUGGAGGAGAAACAUCAAGAGGCUCAGGAGCUACAGCAGCAGCGGGACCAGUACUUUGAUGCAGCACGAACAAAAGCAGAACAAGAUUGA
Messenger RNA from Talpa occidentalis (Iberian mole), 333 nucleotides. RefSeq names its product golgin subfamily A member 2-like. The record is from RefSeq and is a predicted model, not a curated record. The transcript has 5 exons. Gene Ontology annotation, cellular component: cis-Golgi network; Golgi apparatus; Golgi cis cisterna. Lineage: Eukaryota; Metazoa; Chordata; Mammalia; Eulipotyphla; Talpidae. Bases 1 to 333 code for a protein of 110 amino acids. Gene Ontology annotation, biological process: spindle assembly; Golgi organization.